GCUUCGAUUGAUUGCUCGCGUGUUUACUAUUUUUUCUGUAAAGGUUAAAGUAAUACAUAUACAUACGUAUCUAAUAGAAUGUCAUAAAUCAGUUUUUUUUACUUAAUUAAUGAUUAAUGAAAUUAUUCAUGAAAUAUGGAGAUGCAACAUCAGGCUACCGAAGAAAAUAAAAGAAGUGGAAAUAGAGAUUGUACGGUUGAAUCAAUUUUAAAAGACAAUUCUGUAUUUAUUGUAGAAAAAAAUGAGCGGGAGAAGGAAAUAAAUAACAAAGUUGAUAAUAUUGAAAAUAAAUUAGCAAAACCCUUAUUAACCUUCAAAUGGCAAAAAAAUUCCACUAAAAUGAAAAUGGAUUUGCAAGGAUCUGUUGCUAAAGCAUUUUCGAAUUUUAAUCAGGAUGAUCAUAUUGAAAAAUCUAGAAAUAGAUUUGUUGUUUUCAAAAAUAAAUUAUGUGAUGAUGAAUCAACUGUUACAGCUGAUCAAAAUGUCAAAAUAACAUGUUCAUAUAAAGAGCCGAUUUGGAGUGGCAUGCCAUCCGAUAUUUAUAAAGUGGAUGUUUUUAAGGCUGGUGUAAUUCUGAAAACUUUAGAUCUUUCAUAUAAAAGUUACAAUGUUAUUGGGACAUCAUUAUCCUGUGAUAUCAUCUUAUCACAUAAAACAGUAUCCGAAUUUCAUGCAGUUUUACAAUACAGAUGCAUAGCUGAUUUUGAAAAUGAAACAGGAAUUUAUAUUUAUGAUUUGAACAGUACAUAUGGGACUUUUUUAAAUGGAGUAAAGAUAAAGCCCUACACAUACAUAAUAGUUCAAGGUGGUGAAUUGUUGAGCUUUGGUAAUGGUCAACGAAAAUAUGUUUUACAUACACCAAAAGAUAGUAAAGAGCAGGAAGCUCAACUUUCUGCUAUAGAAUUACAAGAAUUACAAGAAAGUGAAUUACAAGAGCAACGAAAAAUAUAUAUAGAACAAUUAUCGAAACAAAGGGAGUUAAUCACAAUGAAACAAGAAGAAUCUGAAGGAAUCAGUUGGGGAAUAAUAGAUGUUGAUGAACUUUCAAGAUCAACAGUUACCUCAGAAUAUUCUGAAAGUGAUAACGAAGUAUCAUAUUUAGAUAAUCCUAAAAAAACUUUGCAAGAUUGGUUUAAGUGGGAAGGAUAUGAUUUAGAAUAUCAAACAGUAGAUGAAGGAUUUGGAAGAUUUUCUUGCUGCAUCGAUUUAACUUUGGAUGCCUUGGGCUCUACAAAAAAAAUCCAAUGUACUGUCAAUGGAGAUAAAAUGAAAGCUAUUGAUGAAUGCAUUUUGAGAGCUUGCAAGUUCUUAGAUGAUUAUGGAUUUUUGCAGCAAGCAUUCAAGGAAAAAAAGAGUACAUUCCGAAAUUGGGAAGCUGCAGAUUAUUAUGAUUCUGAUGAAGACAAUUAUCUAGACAGAACUGGAGCAAUUGAGAAGAAACGUCAAAAAAGAAUGGAAAUGGAUGGAAAAUUAAAAACUCAAGAAAUGCGUGAUAUUUUGUCAGAAAAAUAUGCAGAUGUAUGUAAACAGAUAACUACGUUGGAAAAUUCAAUAAAUUUAUCAAAAAAUAAUAAAGAUAAAAAAAAAGAUUCAGAUGAAGAUGCAUUGGAUGCUUUUAUGACUGAACUCAACACAUCAAGUUUAAGUAAAACAGAAAUCAAAGAUGUAAAAUUAGAAAUCCAAAAUUUACACAAAGCAUGGAAUCUGUUACUUAAUUCAAUCAAUGUAAAUACUAUUACUGGUGCUAAUCAAUCAGAACCUCAUUUAGAAAGUAUAACUGAAAAAACUAAGAAUGGUUGCAGAUUCAGAUAAUGAAACAAAUAAUUAUUCAUGAUAUAAAUAAUAUAUACACACAAAUGAUUAACUAUAUCAUAUUAUAGUAAAUAAUUGACACAGCAUUUUUUGUAAAUAAUAAAAUUGUCUGGUCACCUAACUAUUAAAUUGGGAAAAUUUUCAAUUUAUAUUCGAUAUAUUUGAUUGUAUAUUUUAUAAUAGAGUUGAAUAACCAAUUUUUAAAAGUAUAAAAGAAUAUUUUAUUUGAAGAAAAGUAUAAAGUUCAAAUCAUUCUGUAAUCUUUUAAAUGGAGAAGUUAUGUAAGUUUAA
This is a messenger RNA of Phymastichus coffea, 2103 nucleotides long. Its product is annotated as kanadaptin-like. Bases 136 to 1812 code for a protein of 558 amino acids. Gene Ontology annotation, molecular function: mRNA binding; protein binding. The record is from RefSeq and is a predicted model, not a curated record. Lineage: Eukaryota; Metazoa; Arthropoda; Insecta; Hymenoptera; Eulophidae. The transcript has 5 exons.